This is a messenger RNA of Schistosoma haematobium, 8099 nucleotides long. RefSeq names its product Ubiquitin conjugation factor E4 A (gene UBE4A). Gene Ontology annotation, molecular function: ubiquitin-ubiquitin ligase activity. Gene Ontology annotation, biological process: protein polyubiquitination. Gene Ontology annotation, cellular component: cytoplasm; nucleus; ubiquitin ligase complex. The transcript has 18 exons. Lineage: Eukaryota; Metazoa; Platyhelminthes; Trematoda; Strigeidida; Schistosomatidae. The record is from RefSeq and is a predicted model, not a curated record. Bases 105 to 3818 code for a protein of 1237 amino acids.
GCGUUUAGAAGUAAAUGGACGUGUUUAUGCAACAGUUGAAGCAACUAUGGUGAGGGUGGCUGAUAGAAUAGAUUGUAUCAACAGAAAAAUAGUUUUAUUUUGUUAUGAAUGUGGUUGUAAGAUUUGCCUACAAGCACAGUGAAGAGGUGGCUCGUAUCCUUGGUGGUGUUGGAUAUUGGCAUGACCUUUGUACGUCCUUAAGCCGCUAUGUUCAGAAGAUUUGCGAAGUUCGUCUGAUUUGUGGUUUUUUAAUCCUCUGGCUAAACACAUCAGUAAUGGACUCAGCAGAUAACCCUUUUGCCUCACUUGUGAAAAAUUCAUCAGUCGGUCUGGGUCCAGCAAUAUUUGGUGCCUGUGAAACUGAGGUUACUAAAAUCUUGGAGAACAUACUGCUCAUUACCCAUGAUAAAGAUCUUGUUCUUGGUGAAUCCGGUAGACCUAGUCAUUUACUUUACAUACAACCUUUCUCGUGUGGAAAUGUUCAAAUUUCCGGGAGCAGUUUGGAUGAACUUAUAUUUGACCGCACCCAAAUGAGGAAGUUCCACGAUUAUGAUGUUGUCAGCCUUAAGACAGGUGCAGCCAUGGAUAUCAAUGACGUUUUGGCUUCUAAUCCAAUUAGUUAUUUGGUUUCUUCUUAUCGCCGCGCGUGUGCAAUUAAACAAACAAACGCUCUUUCACAGAUCGUUGAAGAUUGUCGCAAAAGUAUUGUAAGACAAAUUGUACUUCUGUUGCUUGUUGAUGCUGAGUCUGAUAAUCCGGAAAGCAGCACGAACCUAUUUGAUAUAAUUUAUCAAGCUCUCUGCACAGAUGACGGCGAUCAAAUUGUUUAUAUUCAAAAAAUGUUUGACGAAGUUCUUAAUCAUCUGGAGUCGGAAUCUCUAUCGGAUGUAAGUAUAGAAGAAUCUUGUCCUCAGUCUACAUUAAACAGUUUACGACCGUUGGUCAAUCGCCUUCUAAUUCAGUUAAGAAAUAUUUAUUAUUCCUCAGUGCAGUCACCAACAGUAGUAAAUAGCUUCCUAAAUAAACAGUUAGUGGGUGCUAGGGAACGUGUCUUGUUCUGUCCUCAACGCCGUCCUCUGUUGAUCAUGACAAUUUGGUUAUCUAAGUAUUCAGUCACUGCUCAGCUUCUUAUUGAGUUGUCGUUUCCUCAGAGUUUCUCCAGUGGUUCAUUUAGACCUGAUGAAUUCGAAGGUGGUCUUUUGGGUCGACUUCUAGUUCCCAGUCAUUUACAUUCACCUCAAGCAGCGGAAACAAUUUUCCUAACUAACCAGGCUCCAAUCGGUGAAUUUUUUAUCGAAGAAGUACCUCUAAAAUCUGUUGUAGAGUCCGAACAACGUACAAUAUGGCAGUUAACUGAACAAAUGGAUUUGGAGUUGAACACCUUGUUCACUAAUUUACUCAGGGUCGGCAAACGACGUCCAUAUAUUAAAAAGUUACUGUUCAAAUGGUUCGGUGGAUGUAUUCAUGCUAACAAAGCUCGUGGUCAGUUAGCACAUUCAAUUAUGAAUCAUGAUUUAUUAAGUCGAUCAAAUACACCAAAUCUAGCUGGUGAUGGAUUUCUUAGCAAUUUUACAGCAGUUUUAGUUCGAUUAACUGGACCAUUAGUGACGUUGCCAGAGAAACCGCCGUUGGAUAAAAUUUGGCCAGAAUAUGCUACAGAUUCAUGUGCAGAUCGAACAGUAUUACCAGAUUUAUGUGGAGAAACACGUCUUGCACCUGCAAAUAAAAUUUUUAAGAAAUCUGAAAAUGCUUCACUUGUAGUAAUGAAUAAUGAAGAUUAUCCUCUUUUAACAGAAUUAUUUUUUCUUGCGCAUGCGGCUAUACGUAUUGGAUGGACAUCGUUAAUUGCUAGACAUUUUGAAACUGGUCAACAAUUGCAUCGGUUAGAAGAUCAAUUACAACCACAUGAAUCAGAUAAUUCUAAUGAUUCUCAAGUAAUUUUUCUACGUCGUUUUAUGCGUGAACGCACUGCACGGUAUUUGGAACAAUCUACCAGUUUGUCGUGUAUGUCUCGAUUAAAAGAUCAAUUGUCAUUUGCUGUGACCACUUGUCGUUUUCUUGUUAAAUUGGCUAAGUGUAUACUAAACAAAAAUAGUAGUUAUAGUAAUGAUACUACUACUUCUACCUCUGACUCAACAUCAUUUUCUCAUGGUUGUCUUUCUGAUUUACCAGAAUAUUUGGUUGAUAAUGUCGUGGAACUUGUUAGUUAUUUAAGACGUGGCAAAGAUGAAUUUCUUGAGUCUGUUGAAGUGUCGUCAAUUCCAUUGGAACCAUUGUUAGAAUUCAGUAUAAUAUUUAUGAAUCAUACAGGAUUAUUAACUAAUCCACACUUAAGAGCUCGUCUUGCUGAAGUUCUUGAAUCAUUAGUACCACAACGUGAUGAUGAAGCUUGGAAUACAAAUACUAGUGGUUCUGGUUUAUUGAAUUCAUUACAUUUGUCUUUCCAUAGACGUGAACAACUUAUGAAUCGAGAUUCAGAAAUCACAGAUGAUCCUGUAUUGAGUAAUGCUGUCAGAGCAUUGCUUACUGCAUUUGUCUCUAUAGAAUUAUCACCUGGUACUGGAGUUGUUGGCAGUGCUGGUAGUGCAGCUGAUGCGGUGAUAGCUGCUUCUUCAUCAUCUACAUCACAAAAUUCUUCACGCCAACCUGAUUCUCACUUAAACAGUAGUGAUAGUCAAACAGAUACCGGUAAUAAUAGUAAUAGCAGUGGUGGCAAUACUGCAACGGACACUCAAACUGCUGCUGUUGGAUUUGAAGAAAAAUUUCAUUAUCGACGUCCAAUGUAUGCUUGUUUAAGAUAUUGGUACGGUAAACCAUUAUAUGAUGUACAGUUUAAGCGUUUAGAAAAUGAAGCUUUAGCGCAUAUCGAUGAUGUGAAUCCUCCAUUAUUUCUACAAUUUUUAUCACUUUUGGUGAAUGAUGCUAUCUUUUUGUUAGAUGAAGCCCUUAGUUUAUUGGCCCAACUUAAACAAACUGAACGUGAAAGAGACAAAUGUGGUGGGAGAUUAUCCUCUUCUUCAGACGAAGCAUUAUUUGCACAUACAGGUCGUUUAGCACGACAUCAUAUUAUGCUUGGAUUAGAUACCAUUGCUACAUUACGUCGAGUGAUCACUUUAUGUUCACAAUUAAUUACACAUCCAAUAUUGGUUGAUCGAGUUGCUUGUAUGCUAAAUUAUUUCUUGACAAGACUUGUAGGACCAAAACAACGUGAUUUAAAUGUACGUGAUAAAGCUGCUUAUGGUUUUAAACCAGAUUUAAUGGUACUAGAAAUUUCUGCAAUAUACCAGAUAUUAGCUCGUGGAUCUGAUUCAGCAGUUGAAACAGAUACUGAAACAAUCGCAUCAUCUUCGCUACCAUCAUCAUCGGAAUCAUUUCGUCGAGCUGUUGUUAGUGAUGAAAGAUCAUUUACACCAGAUUUGUUGGACCAAGCUUGUCGUGUAUUAGAUCGAAUCGCUGCACCAAUAGAUUUAUGUAAUAAAUUCGCUGAAGCUGUUCGUCUAAUUAAAGCUGAAAAUGUAAUAAAAACUAACGAAGAACUAGAUGUAGAUGAUGCACCGGAUGAAUUUAUUGACCCAAUUAUGGGUUGUUUAAUGGAGGAUCCUGUGAAAUUGCCCACAUCGGGUCAAAUAGUUGAUCGUAAAACUAUAUAUCGUCAUCUGUUAAAUGAUUCUACUGAUCCAUUUAGUAGAAAACCAUUAACAAUGUCCCAAGUUGAACCACAAGAAAAUUUACGUUCAGCUGUUCGUAUGUGGAUUGAUGAACGUCGAGCACAAAGGUUAUCAAAGAAUACUCAGGGUAAAGAACAACAGUCUUCUUAAUUUAUACAUAAUCUAUACAUAUUCAUAUGUUGGGACAACACAUUAUUAUUAUUAUUAUUAUUACUUCAAUCUAUAGUUUAACAAACAAAGAAAUAAAAUAAAAACACGAUUUUUUUUGUAUGCAACAUACAAUUUUGUGCGUAUAAAUGUUUAUGAUCUGGUCUCUUCAUACUUUAUUGAUAUUGUCCAAACUCAAUCUUCCACCGCUCCCCUCUUUUUUUCUUCUCUCAUUCACUUAAUUAUUUUUUCUUCAGUGAUAUCUUUGAACUAAUAACAAUACAAUAUAGUAAUAACAGUAAUAAUACUAAUUAAUAUGUGAAUUUGUAAAAGACAAUUAAAUUGUGUAUAAAAAAGUAAGAAAUAACAAAAACAAAGAUAUGAUUGUAUUGUGUAAGUUUGAAUUUUAUUUAUUUAUUUUAACACAUAGAUAUUGGUACAAGCAGGCACCAAAUAGAUAUACACCACACAAAUCUCAUUUGAUUUGUGUAAGGGCUGAGAUACUGCCUGAAUGCCCAAACCGAAACAGGUGGUUUUCUUGGGAGGUCACACCCGGAGCCUUCUACCUAAAGGUCUGAUUCACAAGGCAGUGGAGCAACGUCAGGAGAUGCUGUCCCAUGAUAGCCGGUGACCAACGAUUGGUUCAUACUCCAUUUGUUCCCUCAGGAUCCUGGAGCCCAUGUACACUAUUGGUUUGGAAUCAGCCUUUUUCAACUUCCCUAGGUGGACUCUCCGUGUGUACCAAUCCGGUUAAAGCACCGGACAUUCGCUUCUCGUCUUCUCAAUUUCGUAAACAACAGUAAUACUACGAGAAGGCAGUGAGUAGAACAUCCCUGGCAAAGGCUAUAUACGCGUGGCAAUGUGAAAGCAUUUCGGGAGAGAGAGUGGACUCUCCCCACUCUCGGCCGUACCAGGGCAUUUAGGGGCAAGUUUGAAUAUCUAUAUAUAUAUAUAUAUGCAUUAUACUAAGUUAAUAAAUUGAAAUUGAUAAUUUAAUAAAAAGCAUUUGGCAACUUUUAACUAUUGGAUUAUAUGUUUGGCGCUUAAAAUGAAAUACACAGAUUUUUAUUUAGUAAUUAAAUUAAAUUGGUAUUAUUUAUACUUCCUAUGAAAUAGUUCAAUAUAUUUAAUAUACAAAAAUUUAAAACUAAGUUUCUUUGGAUAGUGAUUAUUAUCAUAAUCUAUUUUUGGUAGGUAACAUUAAAUAAUUUCUUGUAUAUCUAUAUUUGUCAUUAGCAUUCAAUCACAUACAUUCAACUCCAAGAAUGAGCAAAAUCACGUUGAUGACAAACAUUGGAAGCUUACUUAAUCAAAGUAAAUGCCUUAACAGUGAUUAUUGUGUAGAAUGAACAAAGAAAACUCUCUUUCUUAACCUUAAAUAAUUCAACAAUAUAUUGAUUAUCUUUGAUAGAUUUAAAACUCAAUCACUAAUCGAUCUGAACUUUUGAACGGAAAAUUAUUUCCUUAGCAUACAACCAUUUUUUUAAAAAUUUUAAUAAUUUGUUGUAUAUACACAUGUAUUUGAAUAGUAACCAAUUCGUUGACAAUUUCGACUACUUAAUAUUAAACUGAUACUAAUUCGCUUCAUCAUUUAACUGUCCUCCAUUCAUUAUCAAUCACGAUACAUAAUAAUCAUUCUCAUUAAUUACAUCCAUACGUUAGUUUAGUAUAUUUAUGCCUGAUAAGUGAUAAAACAAUUUAUUCUGCUGCAGUAGUGUGUGAUAAAUUCACCCAAUAUAAAUUUUAUUUAUUUAAACACAUAAACAUUGAUACAAAGAGGCACCAAUUAUAUAUGCUCCACACUUCGUCAUUCGAUUUGUGUAAGCGCUGGAAUACUGCCCGCGCGCCCAAACCGAAGCAGAUGGUUUUCUUAAGGGACCACGCCCGGAGCCUUUGACCUAAAGGUUUAAUCCACAAGGCAGUGGAGCAACUUUAGCAAAUGUGGCCCCAUGGUAGCUAGUGACCAAUAAUAGGUUCAUACUCCAUUUUCUCCUUCAGUAUCCUGAAGCCCAUGUACACCAUUAGUUUGGAAUCAAGGUUUUCUUAUUACCUAGAUGGAUCCUCCAUAUACACCAACCCGGUUAAAACGCCGGACAUUUGCAUUUCGUAAACACCCCCACUUCAAGAAGUCAGUGAGUAGGACUUCCAUGGCAGUGGCUGUAUACGCAUUACCGUGUAAGAUGAUUUCGUGAGGGAGAACGAACUCUCUCCACCCUCAUUCGUAUGUAGGCAUUCGGGGGCACCCAAUAUAAACAUGAAUAAUGACUCUAUACAAACAUUUUGUCAUCUAGUUCUUGAAUCAUUUGACCGUGUAAUAUAAAUUAGUUAUCUAUUAAUCGAUCAGUAUUUUAUGAUGCACUUAUAGAGGCACAGGAUAUGUUUCUUAUCAUUGAAAGUCAUACUUUGUCUCUAAAGUUCUGUAGGAAAAUCACGCGGUAUAACUUCCAGGUGCAAAAGUUUUAUGAACUUUACGCAUAAAGAAAUCAAAUGUCUGUGAAAUUAAAAAUAAAAUAUACUGUUGUUGAAUGUUAGCCAAUAUAUAACUUUUAUGUUUUAAUACGUUUAUUCCAGCUGGUUGUAUAUUGACUAGAAGCUGUGGUAGUUCAUUACGAUCAGUUUUAAAAGAUAUGAUCCACAACCUUUUAUAAAUACUUAUUCAGUUUCAACAUAAAAUAGUUGACUUUAUAGUGAGAAAGUAGAUGUACUUACAUUCUAUCAACAGCUUCUACAACCAGUGUAUUCUAGAAGAAAUGUUAAUAAUCUUAUUAACUUAGAAGGUUUUCUAGUCAAUGAUGCGUAAACAUUAGACAUUGCUUUUAUCGAGGCAUUCAAUACCAUUAGUUCUUAUAGUGACAUUCCUUCCCCGUUUCUUUGAACACUUCAAAAUGCAUAUAAAAGGCAGGUAUGAAUUUGUUCUCAAAAUUGGUAUAAAUGAAGUUCAUAGUGUUAAAUGUUGCUGCUUCGAAAAUAAGUAAUCAUAGAGAAUAAAACCUUCGAAACUGUACAAUCGCAAAUAUAUAUACUUAAUAUUUUAGGAUGAUAAUAAUUACAAUAAUAAUGAUAAUAAACUUGUGUCAGACAUGGUGAAAGUGAGAUAGUAUAAACAAAGGUAUUAAAAAAAUUUUAAAUAGGAAAACUAAUAAUCUAAUAGUUGAACUCAUGAGUCAAUUGAAGCUAAACCACCAUGGAAAACCUGGAAGGCCGUUUCGUCCUAGUAUGGGACUCCUCAGCAGUGCGCAUCUACGAUUCGAACCCAGGACAUAUCGGUUCCACGCGUGAACGCUUAACCUCUAGCCCACUGCUUAUCAUACUAGGACGGCUGUUCAGGUUUUCCAUGGUGGUCUAGUUUCAAUUGACUCAUGAAUGCAACUAUUAAAUUACUAAAAUCUCCACAAAACCCUCUCUGAUAAUAAAGUAAUAGUCGUUUGAUUGUUAAUGGCUUAAUUAUUCAGUCGAAAAGAAAACAUUAUACAUGAAUUUCGCUUUUAAGGGUGACAUAGCCACAUAUAUCUUAAAGAGGAGAAUAUCUGAUUCUCUAAAAAGAACGUUCUUCGCAGCGUUAUUUGCCAGCCAAUCAUUGUUCAUGAAUAAUUUUAAGGAUAAAUUAUCUCAUCUGAUCAACUCAAUGUGCAUUUACCAAUUUACCUGCUCAUGUGGAGCGAGGUAUACAGGUCGUUCGAUGCGUACUUUAUCCAAAAGAAUUCAAGAACAUUACCCGGCGUGCUUAAAAAGAGGAGGAAACAGUUCAAUAAGAAGUUCAAUAAUCUAACAUAUUCAUAUUCUUCUUUCUUUAGAGCCAUUUGCUUCCCCUUUCAUCUUCUUAAUCCUUCUACCAUCAUCUGGCUUACUUCUGCUUCUAUGAUCCUCCUGACUACAUUUAAUCUUUCCCUGUUUUAAAAUUUUUUAACAAUACCUUUGUUUAUUCCAUCUCACUGUCACCAUGUCUAACACAAGUUUAUUAUCAUUAUUAUUGUAAUUACUAUCACAUGUAUACGAUUGUACAGCUUUGAAAAUGAAUUCGCUGAAAAGAGAACUCUUCACUGGAUCAAUCUUUCUUAAUUAAUGUCUUAAUGGGUAUAUUUCGUUUAUUCAAUAAAAUUUUCGUUUAAUGUUUUACACAACUUACACAUUCCAUAUACAGGAUUGCUUACUGGAUCAGAUCACACCACAAUUAAUCCUACUAUGAUUAUAUUUGAAACUUUGUUUUCCAUUUAAAAAGUCAAAACAAAUUCACCUUUUCCCUAAGUUUCAUUUAAAGAGCUAAUACGAAUCUUGGAACUUUCA